Desarmillaria tabescens is the source of this 1559-nucleotide messenger RNA. RefSeq lists its product as uncharacterized. The transcript is spliced from 4 exons. Bases 426 to 1340 code for a protein of 304 amino acids. The record is from RefSeq and is a predicted model, not a curated record. Lineage: Eukaryota; Fungi; Basidiomycota; Agaricomycetes; Agaricales; Physalacriaceae.
AAUAAGCACAAGCAUUGCUAUCCUUAUGGCGACGCUUGCGUAAGUGCGGGAAAGGGGAUGCGAUGCGCAAGAGAUCCUAAUCAAUUUCGUGAACCUUUGUACUGAGGUUUUUAUAUAAAGAUGUUUGUUUGGCUGAUUAGAUCAGCAAUGGGCCACCGCAGUCACAAGUAUUGGCGUCGCACAUCGCCUUGAAUGGGAGCAUUGACCUGGAGCGAAUAUCACUAAUGGUCAACUUCCCCCUCUUCAGUGGCACUGGCACUCCAGCCUAGUAAUGUCAUUGGCUGAUCAUAGUCGCUAGCAGGCAACCAGCAUCGCCUCUGAUUUGUCCGUGGCAUAUUUGUUGUUAGGCUAACACACAAUCAUCAAACCGAAACGUUGGGAAGUGGUUAGAAGGCACGCGGCAUCGACAUAUAAAAUAGCCCGAGAUGCCCUGGGACAGCCAGUCUUUCUUUUUUAUUUCACCUCUUGCGAUUCGCUCUUUGAUUUUGCCAUUUAUUCUUCAGCGGUUUCGCCCUCUUUUUCUUUGCCACCUUCAUUGCUUUCUACUCAGUAUGCUUGGUCGUACAAACUUUGUUUUUCUUGCCGUUGUCGGUGCUGGGAUGGUUACUGCUCAAUCGUUGUCACUAACGUCAAACUGCACGGAUUCGUUGAAAGCCUUGCUGACAUCUCCCGACUCCGCAUGUAUGAACCCGUCGGCGCUCCUCUCUUUUGUUGUUGGCACAGAGAGAUCGAUACCCAAUACCAUAAACAACUGGCUCUCGGGCCUCUGCUCUCAAGGGUCAUGCACGAACUCAUCAAUCGAGGCAAUGGUGACAAACGUCACUACAGGAUGUAGCCAGGAGCUCGCUACUGUUGGAGCACCGUUGGAUGUAAAAGACAUCGUCCUCAACGCCGUGAAACAGACUUAUCCAACUGCGAGAAACAUCGCUUGUUUGUUUGAUACUUCCUCCAACGAAUAUUGUGCGACAAAAAUCUUGUCGGAUCUCGAAACUGUGAUUGGAACCCUCACGCUUAACGACCUGAGCUUCUUCAAUAUCACUGAUGACGCGCAAAAGCUCAUACAGUCGGGUGUGGAAAACCUAGCAUGCACGAGUUGCAUUAAGGAGGGAUUUACACUGGCUAGAGAUGCUUUUCCUGACGUCGUCUCGCGUAUUGAUAGUGACGCUGCUCAAGUCUGUGGAGCUUCGUUUAUCGAUGGCAGUGUCGCGGAAAACGUGUCGCAGACCGCUGUUAGUGGUGUGUUCACAGCUACUGAGCAAGCAAACUCGGGAGUCUCCCAGGGAUUAGGUGGGGCGCUGAUGUUGGUGGGGGUUGCUACUACGUUUAUAUUGCUAGGUUAGUUACAACGUUGUGUUUUUUUAAGUCGAAAUAAGUUAUUCAGCCCGGACAAUUGAAUUUUAGCUAGUGGCCGUAAGCAAGCCGUAAAGGUUAUACUAUAGUUUUUGAAAUUUACCACGUGCCGCAAGGAAGGUUCACCGGAAUCACCACGCCUCACCACCACCUGGAUUUCUCGCUCGCACAUACACGUUGAUGACCUCGACCUCAAAUAUAUCGCGGUU